This is a messenger RNA of Chrysochloris asiatica (Cape golden mole), 8955 nucleotides long. RefSeq names its product chromosome unknown open reading frame, human C5orf42 (gene CPLANE1). The record is from RefSeq and is a predicted model, not a curated record. Gene Ontology annotation, biological process: cilium assembly. Gene Ontology annotation, cellular component: ciliary transition zone. The transcript is spliced from 47 exons. NCBI's taxonomy places the organism in Eukaryota, Metazoa, Chordata, Mammalia, Afrosoricida, Chrysochloridae.
AUGGAGAUAAGAUUAGAAGUUUUGACAUCAACAAGUAUCAAGCAGAAAAAACCCUGGCCACGAGUCUCUUGGUUGGGACAGGAAAAUGAAGCUGUUUUUCUGUUGGAUGAUAAAUUAAUAAAUGAAAUUAAUUUACUAUCAGGAAGAACAAAAAAGAAAAUUCCUAUUCUCCAGCCUUUGAUGAAGGAUGUUAUUGUCCUAACAACGUCCAGUAAUGAUGCCUGGCUGGCUGGCGUACUCAUUACAGGAGAACUUUUUCUUUGGAACAAGGAUAAAGAUUGUUUGAAAAUUAUACAAGCAGCUAAAGAGCCUACAGAAAUGAUUCAAGCUGCAGUAGCCAGCUCUUUGAAACUGUAUUUAUAUGUAUCUGGAAAUGGGAAAAGAGUUCUGCUUACAACACCUUCUGGAUGCAUAUUUCUGUGGGAGUAUUUGGAUUCUAAGACUCUCUUAUCUUCUAAAAGUCCUUCACUGGUGGGCCAGUGGUCCCAGAUCAGACCUGAAGAAACAAUUCUUUUGCCUUCCACUGAAGAUAAAGAAGCUGUAGUCCAUACUGUUUUUAUAAAAAAUGAGUUAUUUGGAGACUGCUGCUUGUGUUCAUUUGCUUUUGCUUCUGGGGAAUGCCUUAAGUUAACAUUUCUGGCAAUUCGGUGGCAUGAGAAUAUAUUUACACCUAUAAGAUCAUUACUAUAUCGUGUUCAUUGGGCACAACAAGACUGUUUCUUCCGCAGCUUAACUCCUAAGUGUGAGUCACUAAAGUCAAGAGGAGCUCUAAUUUCUGCCUUCUCAAGAGAUGGCCUUACCCUAGCAGUAACUGUUAAUCAGAAAGACCCAAAGGCAACUCAGGUGUUAUUUAUAAACACACUGAAUUUUGUUACCCUCUCCGGCAGCCUUAAAGGAUGUAGUAACAAGAAUCCUGUAGUGCCAGCUACACUUACCAGAUCCUACUGGGUAGGUGAUAUCAGCUGGACACAUGAUAAUCUUUUUCUGGCUUGCAUGUUAAAACGUGGCUCCCUGGUUCUAUUGACCGGUCAGGGUGAAUUGCUAACGUUAAUCACAGUUGGUUGCUCUAUAGAAUUUGGGCCAGCAGAAUUUAUUCCUCUUCAUCCCCUAAUAACAUAUAGACCACAGCAUUUUACAGUUCAAGAUUCAAAUAAAUCUGUAGAUUCAUCAGCUUCUGAUAGUGACCCUACGAGACAGAGAUUUUCUAUAAAAGCCCACUCCCGGUUACCCUACCUUAUUAUUUCUGACGGCUACAUGAUCACAACCCUUAGAUUGAUUGAUAACCUGUCUCCAUCAGUGCUCAUGAGAUCACUUCUACUUGAUUCAACCCAGAGGCUUGAGAAAACAUACCAAAAUGUGACACUAUCUAAGCCCAAAGGCAAUGGGCUGAACUUGCGAUCCCUGGACUCCCUAAGGUCUAGUCUGUUAAAACAUCAAAAGAAUGAAAUUUCAACUGAUUCAACGGUCCCCAAGUUCUUGCAAGCAGCAGAAACACUAGAGUUAAAUGAAAAACCGGAUUUUCAGGAUUUUGAAGUGGAAGAAAUUAAUGAAGGCAAACACUGUCCAAACAAUACUUUCCCUUUUUGGAACCAAAAAAAUUGUCCAUUAUUUAGUAGUUUUGAGGAGGGAAGAUUGGAAUUUGCAUCUAUGUUUGAUACGAUACAUGCAAAGGAUGAGACCGAGAAGACAGACAGAGCUAUUACAGAACUGCAUUCUAUCCAGAAAAAUCUCCUUGCAGCAUGGAACAUAGGAAUUUCAAAAAAUGUGACAGAAAAGAACUUAAUGUUAAAUUACACUGUAGUUUGUAUCACUCAUUUUUUCUACAUUCUUCAGUUUGUGAAAUGUCCUUUCCCUAAACUUGAUGUUUUUUUAGGUAAGAGCCCGAGAGAAAGUGCUUGGAUACUUUGUAUCUUUCAGCUUUUUCAUCAGUGUUUAUCAAUCCAGUAUUGGGAUAUGAGAUAUAGAACAGAUGUGGGGCAUUUGGUAAAGCUGACCUCACAUACUGUAAGACUUUUGUUGAGUCAGCAACUGCAGAAUCAGUUAUUUUCUGAGAAGCUUGUAGCCUGUUUUUAUUUACUCAGAAUGGUAGCUUCCAGUUUGAAUGGCAUAUAUAAUCUUCAACCUGAAAUUAUUUCUACAUCAGCUGAUGGAAGGGGAAUAGCAGAUCAAGACUCACUGAUGGUACCUAUUUUUCAAAUGUUUCAAAACUAUGGUUCUCAGGAAAAUUGGUCUUGGAGGUCAUCUUUCAAGACAUGUCCUCAAGCAGUAAAUCUUGCUCAACAGCCCAGCCACAGAUUGAUUGUUCUGUGGAGAGUACUGUACCAAAAAACCUUAUGGUAUCAAGCACAGUUAAGUCGAAGAGUUCUUAAAGGUGACAGACAGUUAACUGAAAAGGUGACACAAGAAGCCUCUACUGUCGAGUACCUGCUGUGCCAUAUACAGGCCAACUUACAGGCUGCUGGAGAUCACUUGAACCAAACCUUAGAACUUAAAUGUAUAAAUGGUGAAGAGCAUUUUCUGUUAGGAUCAUAUGAAAAAUCUAUUCAACUGUGGAAGAAAGCUCUACAAGAAACUGUAGAGAAAGGAGGAAGAAGGACGUGUUUUCUUCAGACACGCUAUUAUCUUUCUCUCUUAUACUGCUACCUCUAUAACUAUAAUUUGAAUGACGCUCAAGGAUUAUGUGAUCAGUUAGUAAGAGAAAUACUGAGAGCAUCCCACUUGCCUGUAAAAGAAAAUGAAGACUGUUCAGAUCCCAUUGAAGAGGAAGAUGCAAAUCUUCUGUUUGGUUCAGUGCAAGAAGUCCUGAAAGCUGCAGUUAUGGCCGAUUCAGAUAUUCUGUCCGAGACGUUUCACCUGCUAAUAGACUCUGCCAAGGACUUCAGUAAGAGACUGUGGGGCUUAGUGCCUGCAGGCUUGUAUCUUCCAGCUCCUCCGUUAUAUUGUCCUCAGCCAGCUAUUCUUAGUGAAGAAGAUGGUGAUGAUCUUCUUUUAAAAGCUGAAAAAGAUUACCGCCAAAAGGUGUCUGGAAUCCUUCAACGUAUUCUCUUGCUUUUCCGGGCAGCUCGGUGUUCUUUUCCUUGUGCACAGUGGUACAUUGUGCGAUUGAGGUGGGCAAGAAAAGUCAUGCAGAAGAUUCGGAUAAAAGGGUCCCUUCCUUCCUUGAGUCCUUUUCCUCAGUCAUUACUUAAUUACUGUAAAGGAGGAAUUGCAUUCUUUAGACCUGGAGCAGCUGGAGACCACAAACUUGAUGAAGUUUCCAGUAAAGCAAUAGGUUGCUUCCGAGAACUUUGUGCUUUGUGUUGGAUGCUGCAUAUUCGUGAAAAGUUAUCUUACAGUUGCAGGCAGUAUCAGAAAGCAAGAGAAAAUGUGGGGGAAAAAAAGGACUUUGAAGUGGAGUUUGAUUCUUGUAUGGUUGAGCACUGUCUUAGUGCUGUGGAAUGGGCUUAUAGAAUGCUACCUUUCUCUCGAUUUUUGAAUAUUGAAGAACUUAUUCAGGAUAUAAUUUUGAGCCUUAUUGGAGAGUUGCCACCAAUCAGAAAGGUAGCAGAGAUUUUCGUGAAAGCAUUUCCAAACCCUGAGGAAAUAAGGGUUCCUUUAAGAGAAAAAUAUCACUCUCUUCAACAGAGACUUAGACACAGUGUUGUAAAAGGUCCUCAAAGUGAGGAAAUGAUGUCUGUUCUCAUGCAUUCUAUCCACAAAGUGAGGGUGAAAGCUCUAAAGCGUGUGUGGAGAAAUAUAGGUUCUUUUGAGAUGAAUAUUUGGGAACCAGUUGAAGAAGAAAAACCAGAUGACGCUCCAGCUUUUGACAGGUUUUCCUUGGGGACUAGUAUGAGCAGGAGUACACUCACAGAACUGGGGAAUUCUCUGGUUCACAGUGAUGCUGAUACGGCAGACACUGUUUCUGAAGCUUUGUCAGUGGGAAAAAAAAAGAGAACACAUUUCUGUCCAAGAAAUGCUUCAAACCACGUGGACUUAACAUUGAUUGGUAAGCUCAAUGAUAAAAAGAAAACAUAUAAACAGAAAGAAAAUGCUAAAAGGAAAGAAAAUAAUGAAAAGUUGUCACAAAACACAGUUCCGGUAAUAGGUGUUUGGGAAUUUGAACGUGAUGAUGAUGAAUAUAUUAAAUUCCUUGAUCUCUUCAUGAGUUAUGUUCUUGAAAGAGACCUACUUACUUCCAGUGAUUCUGGUAUUCCAUUUCUAAUCAGUUUUUCUUCACAUCUUAGAGAACAUGAACUUAAUUCUUUAGUUUUUGAUGUGCAUACGACAUUAAAACGACGUCAAGGCAAAACCAAAAGCCAGAAUUUGUUUAGAGCAGGCUCUUGCUUUGUUGUUGCUCCUGAGUCAGAUGAAUCUGAAAAUCCACCCUCUUUAAGCAAUGACUGUGCCUUAAAUUUGGAAAGCCAGGCACUGUCUGCCUCACUCUUAGUUAAUCAAGGAGUCAGACUUUCUGUAGAGAACCCUUUGAAUGAAGUCAAUAAAAAUGAAGCCAAGAGUGGAUUGUUUGGUUUAAAACAAAAGUCAAUUUACAGAAAUCAAAAUGAAAACCGAGAGAAGCCUCUAGUCCACAGAUUGUCAACCCCUGUUUUCUGGACUCCCCGUUCCAUUACAACGAGAAGAUUCAUUUUUAAAGCAGUUGAAAACAGUGAUGUUAAUUAUCAAGAAGCUCUUUCGCUAACACUGAGUAGGAGCUUUGGCAGCAUUGGAAAGCUGCUGGAAUGGAUGAUAAGAUGGUCUGAUAGAAGACUACUCUGCGAUGCCAGUAUCACUGAGUCAUUAUGGGAGUCCAGUCCAGUAAUUCGUGUAAAGACAUCUACAGGUGCCAUUCUUACAUCAUUAUGGCUUCUAAGACAACCCUAUUUUGCUACAUAUAAAGCAAAAAAUGCCAAUCUUAAGGUUCUAGAGAAUCAUUACUUUAAAUAUCAGACUGGUCCCAAUAUUGAUCACGAGAGCAAAGCAGAUGCUGGCUGCUCAGCUGCUCUAUCAACUCAAGGUGGAACUGAGGAAAGACAUGAUGGAAAUGAAACUUGGCAGUAUAUCUCAAAAAUGCCAGCUAAAGCAAAAAAACCUGAAACAAAAGAAAUCAAUAAUGAGAUUACAUCUGUCACUCAUGAUCCUGAAAAAGAACUUAGAAACAUCCUUGAUGAGGAUCUUUUAGAAGAAGUAGAAACAUUCACACAGGAAGAAGUGGAUAUGCAUACAUCAGACUAUGAAGAACACAUCAAAGAACCUGUUGAAAGUCUCAAAAGUCCCAGUAUUGCUUUAUACAUGCAGACAUUACCACAGAGUUCAGAAAUACUUUCUACAGAAGAGGUUCAGUGUUCAAAAGAAAAACCACUGGAGACGUAUAUAGCAAAAAACUUCACUGAGCAGAAAAGUGCACAGGCUUCUGCAUUUAAAGAUAAAUCUUCAUCAGUUCCACCUUUCAUAUCAAGUGAAGAUAGUGUUGCUUUGGAUUCUGCUUCAUCACCUCGCAAGAACCAGAGAAAUGAACCCAGGGCUCAGUUACCAGAUACUUCGGAUUCUGUUAGGCAGCUGCUCCAAGAUGAAAUGUUUAAAUUAGUUCAGCUGCAACAGAUCAACUUCAUGAGCCUAAUGCAGAUUGUGGGAUCAUCUUUUGCUAACCUCCCAAAUAUACAUCAACUUGUACAGCAGUCUCAGUCUGUGCACUUGAUGGGAAGCCAAGUAUCAAACCCCAUUAGGGGGAGUGGUGAUGUUGAAGACACUAGUGGAAAUCUGAAGGACAAAGUUUUCAUUAAACCACAGUCCAUGGGAGAAUGCACCAGAGAGUCUGGCAAGAACAGUGCACAUUGCCAGAAAGGAAUCAACCGAUCUGAUCCAAACAGAAAUGGACAGGUACAGAAUGUUCUACAUGAGAGUAUUCCUUUAUACAAUUUAGAAGACCAACCUCAGAAUAGAAGACUGUCUCCAACAUCUCAGAGUUUACCACCCACUUCAUUAUCUCCAGCUCCUGAUGCAAAUACUCACUUCCACCUUUUGUCCACUUCUGCCAUUCAGAAAACACCUAAACUUAUCCCAACAGCAAAACCUUUCAGUCCUGGUGAUGGUUUUCCCUUGCUUCAGUUUCAACCGAAGUAUGAAUUUAAGCCACUGUUCUUACCUACUGGAAGAGUUCCACAAGUUCCCUCUAGACCUCUGUCACAACCAAGAGAGGCUUGGGGAAUAUCUGAUUCCUGCCAGCCACCUUUGCCACAGAGAGGAGUACAUACUACUUCAAUUUCCCAUUUGAAUUUGAGCCAGUAUGAUACUGAAACUUCAAAAAAAGCAGUUGAACAGAAGAAAUGGGCAGAAACUGUAAUUACGCAUCUGAACUUGAAUCAGUAUGUUGGACAGGAAAACUAUACACCUCAACAGGACUCUUCACUAUUUAUAAAACCAGGAGAACUAUUUGAAGUUAAGCCAGGGCCCCAUGAGAUAUCUCCUCAGAAUUCCUUUGGGAUUCCAUUACUGCACCUGCAGUUUAAACCUUAUAUGUUUCCACCUGCCUCAAGAGCAUCAGUUACGGUUUCACCAAUGCCUGUCAGAACAGUAGCAGAAGAAAGAAAAUACUCAAGACUAUCACUACUUCAUUCCUGCUUAUCCCCAGAAAUUAUGUAUAAAAAACCACAGCUUAUCCCGCUUGAAAACCUCGCUGCUUUUAAAAAAAGCCAACAGACAUUAACACGUAACUUAUUUGAACAAGGCGAUCCUGGACAAAUUCAGCUUCUAAAUCUCAAAAUAGAAUCAUCUGAAAUAAGACAAGAAAAGGACAGUAAAAAAAGGCAAAGAAGGCGAGCUGAGAAAGAGCUACAAGAAAACAGUUCAGAGAAGCUGAGGAAAAAGUCAAGUGUGACUUUCCAACCUAAGGAUUCUACCAUUAAUGAUAAAGAUUCAGAGAUGGUUAUGAAGCUCAAGUGCCCUUCACUAGUGUGUUGGCUUCUCCAUAAUCUCCCAUUGUUUUGUUGUAUUUAAGAAAUGCUCCAAGGUGACAUUACUACUUCAGCUGGAUUGCAUUUCAUGGCUGCUGUAAGGAAGAAAGCAACAGAAAGUCAGGAUGCAAGUACAAAUACGGACCCAGAACAUGAAUUGAUGAGUGUUCCUCAGCUGAUGACUCCAGAUGUAUACCUAAACAUCAAGUUUCCCACUGAAAUAUCAGAGAAACCUUCAUCACCUUCCACUGAAGCCAAUUUGGAAUUACCUGUGAGAGAAGAGCCUCGGGAUGAUGUUCCCAAACAGCAAAGUGAUCACCUAGCAGUCCCGUCUUCUGCCGAGUUACACAACACGGCAGCUUUGGUGGUUGAUGCUGCUCCCCCACACAGCAGUAGGAGUCCAGAUCUCCCAAAGCCCAAGUUCCAGUUCAAAGAACAGAGCACGAAGUCAGGAGCUGCAGAGGACUGCCUGCUGUGGAGGCUGCUGCAGGAUGAGCCUGACGCUCCUGCCCCAAGUCCGACCACACGCAAACUAGAGCAUCUCACGUCUAAGCUCCGGGAAAUUGAUGAACAGCUGUUGGCAAUACAGAACAUUGCUGACAACAUAGAGCAGGAUUUCUCUAAGCACAAAAUGGUAGGCUUUCAUUCUGCUAAGAUAGGCCCGGUUGAACCAAUUGAAUUAUCUUCUGUCCGUGAAUUUGAUACAGUACUGGCUUCAAAAACCAUAAGCAUUUCUGAAGAAGUGAACUUCCUGACUCAUAUGAAUGAGGAAGAUGAAAGUGGCAAAGAGGAGAUUUCAGAAGCUGAAUUUUCUGCAACAGAAAAUUACUUUAGUCAGAAAGCCAGCGUGUUUCCAUCUGCCUCAGCUGUCAACCUGUCCACUGACCGGAAUCCUACUUCCACUGGUAUGAAUAACAGUGAUGAGUAUUUUGAGAGUGUUUCAGUAGAUCCAUUCCAAAUGACUGGACUGACUGAUGUUGCAGACAUUAUUGAUGACCUCAUAACAAAAGAUGGAAUCUCCAGUGAAGAGCUUGGUUUAACAGAACCACAAGCUAAGGCUGUCUCCAGGAUUCAGCAUACUUCUGGCAGACGCUCACAAAGAACUGAGAGGGAGAGAAGAGAGGUUCGUGUCUGGAUGAAAAGAAAGCAAAAGGAAAGACUGGCAGAAUACUUAAAUCAGCUGGCAGAGAAGAGAGGACAAGAGCAUGACCCUUUCUGUCCCCGAAACAAUCCAUUUUACAUGACUUCACGGGAAAUCAGGCUAAGACAGAAGAUGAAGCAUGAAAAAGACAGGUUGCUACUCUCUGACCACUAUAAUCGUCGAAUCUCACAAGCAUACAGUCUGAUGAAUGAACUGUUAUCUGAGUCAGUGCAUCUACCAACAACUGCACAGAAAUCAUUGCCUAAGAAACCUAGAACUGCUCAGAUUUCCAGAAAGCAAUGUUCCUCUUUUCCAAACAGAGAAAAUCAACGUGGUCAAAAGUUUAGACCUGGAAAAGUCAGCUGUGUAUCCAAAUCAAGUUAUUGCCCAAAGGAGAAAACUUUUGUGCAGCCUCAAGAUUCACCUUGGCCAGGUGGAACUGCCACUUUUACCAUCCACGAGAAAACUGGAGGAACCAAAGCAGCAAGACGGAGUGCUGUGCAGUCUCCAGUUGGCCUCCAAAGAGGUCGGGUAUCCGAAGUCCAACCUAGAGAAAUGCCCUGGAAGCUGCAGAGAAGGAAGCGCGGGUCUGCUGUUCCAUGUCAUGGACCACAUGUACCUCAGACCCAGCAGGUGUGCAUCGAAUAUGAGAGAGAGGAGACUGUGGUGAGUCCCUGGAUAUUACCUUCAGAAAUCCAGAAGAUUCUUCAUGCAAGUCAUGAUUCCCUUCUGCAAGACUUGUUAGUGUCUGAAGAGGAGGCGGCAGAGCUUUCUGCAGCGGGGAGUGGUGCAGGCAGCAUGUCCGAGAGCACCGGCAGCAUCCUCAGCAGGCUGGACUGGAGUGCUGUUGAAGACAUGGUGGCUGGAGUGGAGGACACUGGGCCCUGA